UAUCUGAAGUUUCCCUCCCCCGAUUCUGUCUCCCUCUUAUCCUUUAGUGCUGCUAAAAAGGUCCGGACUGCUGUGAAACCUCCUGUGCCUACUACCAAAGGAGGUCGGUCGAACAGCAGGACCAACUCAAGUCAUUCCACCCCCCGGAGCCAGCAGACCACCCCCAAACAGGUCCUCUCAGCCGGGAAGGGAGCCACCUCCAGGUCUUCAGGGAAGAAGCCCACCCCAGUCUCCAACAAGCCCACUCCAGUCUCCAACGGCAGACCACGGCCAGGCAGCAGAGUCAGCUCCCGGCUCAGUAAUGAGAUAUUGGCCACCAACGGUAGCUCUAGCAGGCCAGGAAGCCAGCCCGUUCCAUCUCCCUCUCAGGCAGACUCCCGUAAAAGACCAAUCUCAGGUAAGACCAGUUCUAAAGACGGGGAGUUGGAAGAGGGUUGUUGUAUUGGGUGAUAAAAAUACAAAAUGGUGUUCUUGUAAAGUAGUGUGUCAACAUUGCCAGGGUCUUUUAUAUUGCUGAAGAUGUAAUGCAAAAAAAAUCUGUACAGAAGUGUUGAAUUGUCAUUUUCUCAUGUAGCACUUGAAAAUACUCAGGGGGGUGUAUCAAAUACACAACCUCCCUCUAGUUGGGGCUUUCUCACUCUGUGCUCAUCUUUGCAUUGAUAUUCACCAUCAACUGCUUCGACUCUGUUUCUCCAGCAGAGGUCUCCCACAAGCCCAAGCUGGUCCUGACUCCCUCAGUCUCAGGUUUUUCGUCCAAUCGUCGUAGCUCAGGGAGGAACCUAGGAGUCCAUGAGCUGUCUGCCUGCGAGCAGAUGACUGUAGAGCUAGUCAGACAUGAAGACAGCUGGCCCUUCAUGAAACUGGUGUCUAGGACACAGGUAAUACAUUACUUUAAAGGUAGAUAGGAGAGGCACACAGAGCGACAUGCAUGCAAACACAGAGCCAUGCAUGCAUGCAUGCAUUUAAAGACCCAGCACACACCCAUGCAAGCGCUUCUAUGAAUACACGUUUUCCUAUAGUAUUACCUAACUAGCUACGUCACUUGUGACACAUAUACCGUGCCUUCAGAAAGUAUUCAUAUACAGUUGAAGUCGGAAGUUUACAUAUUUUACAUUUUAGACAUUUAGCAGACGCUCUUAUCCAGAGCGACUGAGUGCAUACAUUAUUUUUUUUAUUUUUCAUACUGGUCCAUACACUUAGGUUGGAGUCAUUAAAACUUGUUUUUCAACCACUCCACAAAUUUCUUGUUAACAAACUAUAGUUUUGGCAAGUCGGUUAGGACAUCUACUUGCAUGACAAGUAAUUUUUCCAACAAUUGUUUACAGACAGAUUAUUUCACUUAUAAUUCACUGUAUCACAAUUCCAGUGGGUCAGAAGUUUACAUACACUAAAUUGACUGUGCCUUUAAACAGCUUGGAAAAUUCCAGAAAAUGAUGUCAUGGCUUUAGAAGCUUCUGAUAGGCUAAUUGACAUCAUUUGAGUCAAUUUGGAGGUGUACCUGUGGUGUACCUGUGGAUGACCCCAAUCAUACUUCCAAAGUUGUGGCAAAAUGGCUUAAGGACAACAAAGUCAAGGUAUUGGAGUGGCCAUCACAAAGCCCUGACCUCAAUCCUAUAGAAAAUGUGUGGGCAGAACUGAAAAAGCGUGUGCGAGCAAGGAGGCCUACAAACCUGACUCAGUUACACCAGCUCUGUCAGGAGGAAUGGGCCAAAAUUCAUCCAACUUAUUGUGGGAAGCUUGUGGAAGGCUACCUGAAACGUUUGACCCAAAUUAAACAAUUUAAUGGCAAUGCUACCAAAUACUAAUAGAGUGUAUGUAAAUGUCUGACCCACUGGGAAUGUGAUGAAAGAAAUAAAAGCUGAAAUAAAUCAUUCUCUCUACUAUUAUUCUGACAUUUCACAUUCUUAAAAUAAAGUGGUGAUCCUAACUGACCUAAGACAGAGAAUGAAUUUUUACUAGGAUUAAAUGUCAGGAAUUGUGAAACUGAGUUUAAAUGUAUUUGGCUAAGGUGUAUGUAUAUUGGCUAAGGUGUAUGUAUACUUCCAACUUCAACUGUACCCCUUGACUUAUUCCAUAUUUUGUUGUUACAGCCUGAAUUCAAAAUGGAUUCAAUUGAUUUUUUUUCUAACCCAUCUGUCCAUUAAUGAGAAAGUGAACACAUGUUUUUAGAAAUGUUUGCGCAUUUAUUGAAAAUGAAAUUUCUUUUUACAUAAUUAUUCACACCCCUGAGUAAAUACUUUUGUAGAAGCACCUUUGGCAGCGAUUACAACUGUGAGUCUUUCUGGAUAAGUCUAAGCUUUGCACACCUGGAUUGUGCAACGUUUGCCAUUUUUAUGCUUUUCAAAAUUCUUCAAGCUCUGUCAAAUAGUUUGUUGAUCAUUGCUAGACAACCAUUUUCAGGUCUUGGCAUAGAUUGUAACUCGGCCACUCAGGAACAUUCACUGUCUUGUUGGUAAGCCACUUUGGCCUUGUGUUUUAGGUUAUUGUCCUGCUGAAAGGUGAAUUCAUCUCCCAGUGUCAGGUGGAAAGCAGACAACCAGGUUUUCCUCUAGGAUUUUACCUGUACUUAGCUCCAUUCCAUUUUUUUUAUCCUUAACUCUCCAGUCCUUAACGAUUACAAGCAUACCCAUAACAUGAUGCAACCACCACUGCUUGAAAAUAUGGAGCGUGGUAUUUAGUAAUGUGUUGUAUUGGAUUUGCUCCAAACACUUUGUAUUGAGAAGAAAAAUGUAUUGCUUUGACAAAAAAUGUUUGUUACUUUAGUGCCUUGUUGCAAACAGGAUGCAUGUUUUGGAAUAUUUGUAUUUUAUACAGGCUUCCUCCUGUAACCAAAAUAUAGGUAUCGGGUGUAUGUGAAUGGUUCUCUGCUUUUUUGCAGGUGAAUUCAUUAACACUUCAAUUGGCUAACGCCUCCCUAAUUUCAAAUGCAAACAGCCCCCAUGGUUUAAUACCCCCCACCCUCCCAAUUUGCCAGUUACCCACUGAUAUGUAUAGAAGGGUUAUACUUGCAAGAAUGUGGAAAAUAACGGGCUGUUUGAAAGGGGUUCAUAUAAACAUUGCCCUAUAUAUUUUUACUGGUAACAUACCUUCUGUCAUACUCACUAGUGAUGUCUUAAAUACUUCACUAGUCAACCUAAAUACUAACUUGUUGUAUUGCUUUGAGAUUCGCUGAUUGUUUUUCUUUUUAAUUGACCUGAUUUUGUCUGUCCUCACUUCUGCAGGUUCCAGACUACUUUGACAUUAUCAAAAAGCCCAUUGCGCUGAGCACUAUCAGAGAAAAGGUUAACAACUGUGAAUAUAAAACAGCCAGUAAGUUGAGCUUUUGUUUUUCCCUGUUAACUAAAACGUGUUUAUGCUGUCAUGUUUCUGUACUUCACCAGAUGGGAAAUUUGAUUUGAUCCAUUUUCCUUUUUUUUUUUCACAGUGGAGUACGUUGACGACGUGGAGCUCAUGUUCGCCAACUGUUUACAAUACAACCCUCAGCACACAAAUGAAGCUAAAGCAGGAACAAGGCUCCAAGCCUUCUUCAACUCAGAGAUAUCUAACCUGGGGCUGGCGGACCGGACCACUCCUCCACAGAAGCGGUCCCGGAUGUAAAGCUGACUGACUGAAACUACUGGGUCAUAUUCAUUAGUGCACACCGUUGCAAACUGUAGCAAAAUGUUUUUUACCUUAAUGUUUUUUGACAAAAACAAGUUUCUUAUUGGACAAAUUCAGGUAGUCCCUCCCUGUUUCACUUUUUUGUUUUCAUCCAUUUGUUUUCUAGUGAAUACCACCAUUCAUUGGAAAGUCUGAACAUUCCCAAAGCAUUGGCAGUGUAAUAUAAUUCCCUCAAGAUAAUGCAGGAACAACUAACUCGCUGUGAAAGUUUUUGCACUGAAUAUUUGAAAACUACUCCUUUCUAUUCGUAUUCACUCAGGGAAAACGAAUUGUGGUUUGAAAAAACAAUGUUUUUAACAGUGCAUUUUUAUAUUUUGUAUCUUGGCAGCAUUUCUAGACAAAUACAAUUGUGCACAUACUUUUCUUAUUUGACUAUUUCAGUUCAAUUUAGAUGACUUAAGUAUUAACUUUGAAUAUGGACAGUUUUGCAUUUGUGCAUUUCACAUUAGUGAACAGUAAAAACACAUUUCGCAUGGACUGUUUCAGGUUCCCAUCUUUCAGUGAAACACUACACUGGAACCUGAUUUAUUGUUCCUUAUUUCCUAUAAUUCAUUGGUUAUUUAUUUUAGUUUUGAAGGUAAGAACUUUUAUUUAUAUUUUUAUAGAACAUGUUUGUUUUGUUUUUGUAAAGAAUUAUUGGCAUAGUUUUGAGUUCCAACUAUAGAAAACUGUUUCCGGGUAGGGUUUAAAUACUGAGCGUUGUCCCCCUAAAUUUCUCACCUCUGCUUUUGUAUUUGCUAUCGUGUAUAUUUUCUAUAUGUAAAAAAUAAAUUCACCUGAUUUUAAUAUUUCUUGGUCAUCUCUCACUUUUGUUGCCAAUCUGAUCCAUAAAUAUGAAGUGCAUGAAUGUAUUAAUGGCGUGUAUGUUUUAGGAUAAUAUUUUUUCUACACCUCACUGAGUUAAAAUGGCCUCAAUCUUUUGGUAGGGUUAGAGAAAUAACUUGUAACUUUCCUGCCGGGAAGUUGGUUAGCCGGAGUUGAGUGUAGUAGUCCGCAAGUCAACCUAGCUUCAUUGUCAACCGUGUCCAGGACAAAUUCCUCUUAUCCCUUCGAAUCCCAUUCCUGAUCCCUCCCGCCGCAAGUGCAGUGACUCAUACUCGCUCGCCCCUUACUCCGCCCCUCGCUCUCUCUCCCACACCCGGUCAGGUCGUUCAUACCCAUAUCUCUUUACCCCAAAAGAUUUCCCCACAUAAUAGCAAAUCUCACGGGACCGACGAUCGGACAACAUGGUAAGAUUCUUUACUUUUCUAGUUGAGUGCUGAAACUACUCUGGUAGUUUCUAGUUGAGUGCUGAUUUUAACUUUUUGUAACUUUUGCAACAUUGGGCUGUGUGUUCGACAGUAACAUUGGCUUACUUGCUUUCGCACCCAUGUUUGAUUGCUGGUUACAGUUCGGCAUUCGGCAGUGGUGAGCUAUAGCUACAAUGUUUGUUCAAUAUAUAUAAAAGUUAUUUCGUUUGUAAAAUCAAUUCCAAUUUAGGAUCAUUACAGGGCCUGCAUUGUCAGGCGGCCAUUUUAACCUAAUUAUAGCGCAGUCCGCUAUCUAACGGUAAAGUUAUUCACUCUACUACUGCCAGUUAACUUCAUGAUCUAAAAGUUUAGCGAAGUUGGCUUGCUAGCUAAUAACAUAGCUACGUGAUAGCAAUGACGUUUUCUACACGACAGGCUACCUAAAAUGAUUGGGACUAGCUAACUUGUAAUGGUCUUGCCUGCAUCCUGUUUUGUUUGAUUGCACUCAAACCAAUGCGCCCAUGCGGAUUUCCACGCUUGUUUGACCGUGGAAACUAGCUAGCAUUUGCAGCUAAUACUGUUCCCAUAGCUACUGGUUUACUGCAAUGGGCCUAGCCGACUAAACCCAACUCCACGAUUUACAAUGGAGUUGAGUGGCGACUAGUGUGGGCGCACUGGAGCUCCGAAGUCACACAAUUAUUUCAGGACCCAAAAGACUAGCCUGCAAUUACAUAACAAUGUUGUGUGUAAUUGCAGGCUUUGCGUGCUGAAAUCAGUCGUUUUUGACAACGUCAUUUUGUGACGUCCUAGGUCCAGUCAGCCCAUACUGGUCGCAGCUCAACACCAUAACUCGUGGAGUUGUUUAAUCGGCUACCGUGGUACGUGACACAUGCACAUGUUGCUAGACAUGCAAAAGUUUGCUGUCUCAUUCACUGACGGUUACUAGUGUGGUGGUCACUAACUAGUCACAGGUCAGCGAGUUUCGUACACUUGAUAUAUUGAGGGUGGCUAGCCAGCAGUCACCACUGUGUUGGAAUGUCGUACUAUUGACACGGCUUGGCUUUCUGGUCCGAUUGUCAUCUUUUAAUAGAGAGAACACUUUGGCCAACUGACAUAGCAGCCUAUGUAGCCCAAAUGCCGGCAGAUGGCGAUAUUGAUCCGUUAUGAUGGUUUCAUCUUGCUGUCCAAACGUAUGUAGUCGGCAAUACACUCAUAUACCCCGUGGACCGGUUCGUACCUAAAACGUUCUCCAUUCAGGCUACAAGGGCGUCGAUUUCCUCCUUAACUACAUUUAAUAUCGAGAAGGCGGUAAAAAAAUUGGAAAAUAUGCGUACUUUAUGAAACACCAUUUCCACCACCAUGCUAGUGGCUAAUGCUACUUCCUGAGGUUGCCCUGCUUUCAGCCAGAGGUAAACAACGGACUGUUGCAAGCUGAAUGCGGUUCGCAACAUCCAGGACUAGUAUUCCUAGGCGCAUUAGCUACUUUAGCAUUGUGGUGGAAAAUGGUGUUUCAUAAAGAAAGUACGCAUAUUUUCUGUUAUUUAAAAUCUAGUUCAGGAGGAAAUCGACGCAUUUGCAGCCUGAAUGGAGAAUGUUUUAGGUAAGAACCGGUCCAAGGGGGAUAUGAGUGUAUUGCUGGCUGCAUACAAUGCUUUUGGAAGGUAAGAUGAAACCAUCAAUAUGCCACCUUCCGGCCUUUGGCCUGCAGCCUAUGCAAAAUGACUCUGCAUGUGUGGUGGUAGAUAGUGUCAGAGUGAAAUAGUGUUGAUUCAUUGUAAGUGAGUGUCAAAGGAAAGAAAGGCUAUGAUCAAUGCUGCAGUCAUUUGUUAUUCUGUCUGCAUGACUACUGGUAACUAGCUACAUACUGUAUGUGUGAAGGUUUGUAUUUCCAAUACCUUGUUAAGGAAAGCAUUUCCUAUCUCCAUGCUGUUAGCUAUAGGCCUAGAUUCAAUGUCCACAUCAUAAAUAAACAGGAUGUCUUUGCAGUCUUUAAUGUCAGCCAUGUACCCUAUGUUUACUAGCUAUUGAACAGGUAACAACAAUCUAGGCAGCUAUGUCAUCUGGUUCACACUGAUUUCUAAAUCACACCUUUAAUGAACCUUGUGUAUCAUUCUCCCCUCUUUCCACAGGCCUCUGGUGUCACUGUAAACGAUGAAGUCAUCAAGGUCUUCAAUGACAUGAAGGUCAGGAAGUCAUCCUCUACUGAAGAUGUAAAAAAGCGUAAAAAGGCUGUGCUGUUUUGCCUCAGUGAUGACAAGAAGAAGAUCAUCGUAGAGGAGGGCAAGUGGAUCCUCGUUGGUGACAUUGGGGAGUCGGUGGACGACCCAUACGCCUGUUUCGUCAAGCUUUUACCUCUCAACGAUUGCAGAUAUGGCUUAUACGAUGCCACAUAUGAAACAAAAGAAUCCAAGAAAGAAGACCUGGUAUUUAUAUUUUGGUACGUUUGUACGUUGUCCUUUGUUAGUUUGGAUGGUGCAAAGCUACUGUCAAGAAUGUUUCUUAAAAGCCUAUAUUCCCUAGCCUGGCUGGGGAGUCAUUUGGUAGGUACCCUAGAUCAGUGGCUGUGUUAACCACCGGUUCAAUCUCUGGGAUCUGACACUGAAUUAGUCAAUUAUUAUUAAGUGUUGUGUAGGAGGACCAUAACUUGGUGGUCCCUGGUAUAAAAAAGUUUGAGAAACACAAAUGUUGCUGCUGCUUUCAUUUGUGUGGUAUGGAUUACUAUGGAAUAAAGACGUUAUUAGCUAGGCUUAUUAAGUUGUUGUGUUUCCCUCCUUAUUCUAGGGCACCUGAGGGUGCGCCCUUGAAAAGCAAGAUGAUCUAUGCUAGCUCUAAAGAUGCCAUUAAAAAGAAGUUCACAGGUAAGUGAACAUUGCUAUAUCAAAUAACUAUUCCUGUAUGUUUGACCUGAUAUUGUAUGAUCGUGUGGUUCAGUAAUUUAUUCAGGUGAUGUCAGAAAAUUUGCAUAGCCUAGUUUUUACUAUCUUAUCAAAACUAUUAACUAUUAAUAACUACAUAAGUUAUUUUAUUUUCCUAUAUAUGUUCUAUGAAAGUGUCAUGAAUGUCGUUGUUGGCGUUUCAAGUUAUUCAAUAUACCAUUUAAUUUGUACCCCAUAGAUCCAUAGAAAGUUUAGAGAAGAAAAGGUGUGGUAUCAAACAAAAUCCCCCUGCAAUUAUUGAAAGUGCCUCCUUAGUAUUCAACACAACAGUAUAAAACAGAUGGGAAUUAACUCUAUAUACACCCCUUUGUUUUUCAGGUAUCAAACACGAAUGGCAAGUCAACGGAUUAGACGACAUCCAGGACCGUGCCACCCUGGCAGACAAGUUGGGAGGCAACGUGGUGGUAUCACUCGAAGGGUUACCAUUGUAAAUGGAAAAUACUACAUGCCAUCUGGAUUCCUGACGCUUUCAUCUUAGCAGCUGUAUCUAUAGCAUUUGAGCCUAAAGGAAUUGCUUUAGGCUUUUUUUCUGUUUUUUUUUCUUCAUACAAUGGAAGGAGAUCUCAUUAACAUAUGCGAAAGACUACAAGUUAUUUUGCCAGACGACUUCUUCAAAAAAAAUCCUUGUUGUUUUUUGUUUUUUUAACCUUCAAGGAAUGCUCACACAUCACGUGUUUUUCCAAACAAAUAUGAACAGCAACGCCACACUACCUGAGAUUAAUAACACUCCCACAACAAAAACAUUAAGAUUAGCACUGUUUUUGCAUUCUUUGCCACUUAAACAGUGACUAAAUGCUCAGUAGCGUAGGAAAAUGUGAAUGCUUUCUAUAAUGCCUUGACAGUCAUAUUCACUGCCCCGGUUACAGCUAAUAGCAAGUAUUUUGCACUCAUGAGGUUUUCAUAUGACUGACUUAUUUAUUUGAACUGUUCUAUCUUAUCCAAUAUGUUAUUUGACAUUGCAAAACACGUAAUAGACUAUGCAUAUACUAAGCACUUUGUUUAUACACUACAGAAGUUGAGGCAAAAAGGUCAAGAAUAACUAAAGAAUAUCUGUAUUUAUGUCAACUAGAUAGAGAUGUUACUAGUUUUCAUUCCUUUUAUGCAAAUGGACAAGAACAGAUUAGUAUUUGACUGUUCAAUUGCCGCCUUACUUUCAUUUGAAUGUACAGUACACCACAGUAAAAAGGAGGGUUGGUGCUUGCAGUUUUUUUUAACACUAAAAGUAUCAAAAAUAUCAGUAAAGAUGGCAAUAUGUGCAUUUGGAACCUUAAGUGGAACAUUGUUUUUGAGAUGGGGCGAGGAGGUUGCCACUUUACAAUAAAACCUUGUGGCAGAUAACAGAAUGAAGUGUAUUCUGUUCUGGGUUGUCUGUCUGUAUCUGUUCAUCAGGAGGGCUGGGCAGCAAUAAAGAGAUGCAUGACUGAUUUUCUUUAACAGGAAAUCGAAAAGAUCUGGUCUACAUGCUGUGUUUUGCUACAUUGCCUUGGUUAGUGUUUUAUUCAAUUAAACCGGAUGCAGUGAGUGACGAUCUUCUUGGCUCUGUUCAGAACUGUACAAUGUUACGGAACAUUCGGAUAUAAAUAUAUUGUUUAGAAUAGAUAGCAUUCUCUGUCGUGUAGAAUAGGGAAUUUCAGUUCAAUAUUUUCUGUGUACGGUGGUUUCUCUGAUGCUUUUCAUAUCUAAUGUCUACAGUUUUAUGAGGGAAGCCAAGCUAGUAA
This is a messenger RNA of Coregonus sp. 'balchen', 9543 nucleotides long. Lineage: Eukaryota; Metazoa; Chordata; Actinopteri; Salmoniformes; Salmonidae. The record is from the annotation of a GenBank genome assembly.